Molecule: messenger RNA, 810 nt
Organism: Kwoniella shivajii
Lineage: Eukaryota; Fungi; Basidiomycota; Tremellomycetes; Tremellales; Cryptococcaceae
Exons: 6
Coding region: 1-810 (269 amino acids)
Biological process (GO): spliceosomal complex assembly
Cellular component (GO): U2-type prespliceosome; catalytic step 2 spliceosome; U2 snRNP
Molecular function (GO): zinc ion binding; nucleic acid binding
Source: RefSeq, a predicted model, not a curated record
AUGGGUAAAUUUGAUCCCGUUCAGAAAGGUGAUGUUGUAUAUAUGUUGCCUUUUCCUUCUUCUGUCGAACAAUUCAACCAAAUAAGAAUAGCUUCAUCAACCCACCUUUUCAACCAUCGUUUGACUUUAUCUCGCAAAACAGGUAGACCGAAAAGAAGAUGGAAUCGAGCAGGUGCAAACAAAGGUAGCGGAGGUGUCGCUGGAGCAUCCGAGACUGCGGUGGACCGAAGGGAACGUCUGAGAAGGCUAGCAUUGGAGACCAUUGAUUUGGCGAAAGAUCCAUAUAUUCUCCGAACCCAUCUGGGUACCCUUGAAUGUCGAUUAUGCCUUACUCUCCACGUGAACGAAGGGUCGUACCUCGCCCAUACACAAGGAAAGAAACAUCAAACCAAUCUUGCUCGAAGAGCAGCAAAAGAUAAUAAAGAUGCUUCGUUGAUGAUUCAAGCUGCUCCAAGUGCAGCUCAGCAAGUGAAGAAAAAGGUCUUCGUCAAAAUUGGUCGUCCAGGUUACAAAAUCAUCAAAAUCAGAGAGCCUGUCAGCCAAAGAAUGGGAUUGUUGUUCACUGUCUCCUUACCUGAGAUCAAAGCCGGAGAAAGACCAAGGAGGAGAUUCAUGUCUGCUUUUGAGCAAAGAAGGGAGAUACCAAACAGGGCAUUCCAAUACAUGGUCCUUGCUGCAGAACCCUACGAGACGAUAUCAUUUGCUAUCCCCUCGAAGGAGAUGGUAGAUCCAGAAGAAGAUCCUGAUUCAACCUGGGAGCACUGGGAUCAGGAUGAAAAAGUGUAUAGUUGUCAAUUCCUGUUCAAAUAG